AAUGAGUACUCAUAUUUCGCAUUUCGCAGAGGCACAAGGGCCUGUGCACUCCAACGACCCGUCGGGCGGAUGGUCGAUCAGGGCCAAUACCAAGAUCCGAGCGGGAGCCCUUUUUUCGUGCAACUGAAGUCCAAACUCAGAUCCCGAUCGCUCACCCGAUCUCGCCGAAAGUGUCCCUCCGAAAGCAAAAUGUCGGCCAAGAGCGCCUCGGGAGUCAGCGACACUGCUGAGCAAGAGAUCAUUGAUGCGUUGGGAUACGAAGUCGAUUCCGAGGCCAAGUCGUGGUGCGAGACCCAAGUCCAGCUGGAAGCGAGCCGCCUGAGAGAGCAAGGAAUCAAGCCCUUGAUCAUAUCGGUCAAGAACUUUGGCAUUGUUCCUCAAGAUGAGCAUAAGCACCAGAUUCUGAUCAAUCGUAUCGAGGCGUUGACAGCAUUCGACUUUGAGAAACGCGUAAAGCAGAUUCUGGUUUCCGAGGCGAUUCCCUAUCCCCACAAGGCGGAUUUCUUCUAUGUGAACGUGUUGCUUUGCACCGAGAACAUGAUGAUGCCGCUCCUGCUUCCAUAUCUCUUCAGCAGCGAUAUCACUCGCCCUGAAGGCACCGGCCCUGCCCAGACAGCCGCGCAAGCACGAGGCAAGAAGAAGGACCAGCCCAAAAAUGCAAAGAUCCGUAACGAGCUCAAAGAGUGGCUGCUCAUCAACUCCAAGGGCGAUCGCGCCCGCCUCUCCAUUCACGAGUACCACAAUGUCUAGGAGUGACCACAAUCCGGAUGAUGCUGCAUGACGCUCGCCAAAUGCGACAGUCCACAGAAAUCAUUUUUGAUCCUGAAUACAGCCGAUUCGGUGGGUUCGAGGGCGCCGCUGGCCAUCAA
Polychytrium aggregatum is the source of this 869-nucleotide messenger RNA. RefSeq lists its product as uncharacterized. The record is from RefSeq and is a predicted model, not a curated record. Bases 70 to 750 code for a protein of 226 amino acids. NCBI's taxonomy places the organism in Eukaryota, Fungi, Chytridiomycota, Chytridiomycetes, Polychytriales. The transcript is spliced from 6 exons.